GGGUGUCACAACCGCUGGGAAAGAGCAAGUGGUGUGGCGGCGAGGCGCAUGGGCAAUGCAGAACCCUGCCCCGCCUACGGAGGGUCGAGGCACAACAAGUGGGUAAUGCGGAGAAGAAGGGAAUCUGGUUCUACGACUCUACAAGGAGAGGGCACAUGGGUGGUGGCCGUGCGUCGUGCCUGUCUGCCCUGAGGGCUGCCUGAUUUGCUCGGAUCUGCGGUCUGCCUGCCUGUGCGUACAACAGACAGGGCCAGUGCCGCCGGCAGAGUGGUAGACAACAGACUGCCAUGCGUGCCUCACGUUGUAUCCAUGGAGAUGAGGACGACAUUGCCUCCAAGUCUGCUCCACCGGCAUCCAUCGACGGUGCAAGAUCCAGCAGAUAGAUUGAUGGCGAAGAGGACGACUCCAUGUCCAGGCGUACUCCCCGCCUUGCAUCGACAUUGCAGUUUCCGAGCGGAUCCCAGUUUCCGGUCGAUCCGGCCGCGUAGAUAGGAGAUACGACAGCUAGAGGACUGGCUCAGGGAGGUCGACAGCCGCCUCUGCGUCCGCCGCCACGCCCACCGUGUCAUCCCGGCCCUUCCCAUACGGCCUCGCCUGCGGGAGGACCGAGGUCCCUUGAUACCAACAACGGCGGCCUCCUUGGGGUAGCGCUCCCCGUUAGGCAUGAGUAGGGUGAGCCAUCGCCAUCUUGGCUGUCUUCAAUGCCUGGAGCUCCGCGAUACCGCCGGGCACUAGGGCAUAAGCGAGCGCCGCCGGCCUCCGUAGGCCCACCCGCCCUUCUCCUGUACCUUCGCCACCUGGCUCCGACGAGCGCACCCCACAACGGUGCUGCUCGCCGAAUCCGAGGUGGAGGCGCCUGCGCUGUCGACGGAGCUGUCGAGCCUGUGGUGGUGUGGCUGAGCCUGCCCUCCUAUGGGCUCACCGACAUGCUGUCUCGGCCUUCAGGAACCUCACGUUCCUGCAGAUGCUGAACCUGAGCUAUGAUUGGUUCCGUGGGGAGGUCCUGGCGACCAUCGGCCGCCUUGCGCAUCUGCAAGUGCUAGACCUGAGCUACAACGCCUUCUCCGAAGCAACAGGUGAGCUCAUUGAGCCCUCAAUGGUAGGUGGCUGGACCUGGUGGACCGAAGAUCCUGAGCCAUUCUGCAUACCAGCACAUGGGCGCAAUUCCACAGCGCCAACAACAAACUCCUUUCCAUACUUGGUGGUAAUAAAUUACGGAGAUGCAUUAGCUCAGGAUAAACAAUGCUCCAUAGAUCAUGAAGCAGAUGCUCCCGCCACCUAAGGAUUUGGAGAUUGCUAUAGUGCAAGUAGAGUGUAGUGAUUAUGUAGCUAUAGUGCAAGCAGAUGCCCCCGCCACCUAAGUAGCUUCUUUGGUGUACACAAAAUAAUGUUCAAAGGCUACAAGCAUUAGCCGGGACAUAGUCCAAGCCUGAUACAAGAAAAGUGUCACUUAACGUUAUGCCCAACAUUGUUUUGUUUGUGCUACGAGCUGUAUAACUAUUUAAGCAAUUAUGUAGCUAUUUUUAUUUCAGUUUCA
This is a messenger RNA of Zea mays, 1537 nucleotides long. RefSeq lists its product as uncharacterized. Lineage: Eukaryota; Viridiplantae; Streptophyta; Magnoliopsida; Poales; Poaceae. The transcript is spliced from 5 exons. Bases 965 to 1282 code for a protein of 105 amino acids. The record is from RefSeq and is a predicted model, not a curated record.